This is a messenger RNA of Eublepharis macularius, 4144 nucleotides long. Its product is annotated as solute carrier family 23 member 1-like. The transcript has 14 exons. The record is from RefSeq and is a predicted model, not a curated record. Bases 206 to 2074 code for a protein of 622 amino acids. Gene Ontology annotation, molecular function: transmembrane transporter activity. Gene Ontology annotation, cellular component: membrane. Lineage: Eukaryota; Metazoa; Chordata; Lepidosauria; Squamata; Eublepharidae. Gene Ontology annotation, biological process: transmembrane transport.
AGAUUCCGUAGCUUACCAGCCGUGCUCUGUGUGCCAGAAGGACAGACUUACAAUGCCCAGAACAGUUUCAAUGACGCCAAAAAGCAUAAGCCUGGGGGAAAGCAGUCACCUCGUCAGCGCCUUUCUUAGAGGACCAAGACCAACUGGACAGAGAGAGCACUGAUUGAAGAGCUCAGGAAGUCACUGAAGAAACUUUGAAGUGGAGAUGCCCUCAUCAGAUAAAGACCCCAAUGGACUUGACAACCCCAAUUUCAUAAUUGAUGAUGGAGGACAUUACUGUAACUUUUCUGAUGCUGGUGCCACAGUUCCAGGCUGUGAAGAAAAGCAGAAAUGUCUUUGCAGCAACCUUGCUUACUCGGUCACAGAUAUCCCACCAUGGUACCUCUGCAUCUUUUUGGGGAUUCAGCACUACCUGACAGCGCUUGGAGGUCUUGUUGCCAUUCCUAUCAUUCUCUCCAGAGGGCUUUGCCUGGAACAUGAUAUCCUGACACAGAGUCAUCUGAUCAGCACCAUCUUCUUUGUCUCGGGGAUCUGCACUCUCCUUCAAGUCAUCUUUGGAGUCAGGCUUCCUAUUCUACAAGGAGGGACUUUUGCUUUCUUAACUCCUUCACUGGCUAUGCUCUCUCUCCCUGAAUGGAAAUGCCCUGCAUGGACCCAAAAUGUGACUCAGGUGGAUGCUACUUCCCCAGAAUUCAUUGAGGUCUGGCAGAAACGAAUGCGAGAGUUGCAGGGCGCAAUCAUGGUCGCUUCCUGCUUCCAAAUCUUUGUCGGCUUUUCCGGUCUCAUUGGAUUUCUGAUGCGGUUCAUUGGCCCUCUGACAAUUGCCCCGACCAUCUCGUUGGUGGCGCUGCCUCUCUUUGAAUCAGCAGGGGAUGAGGCAGGAGCACACUGGGGCAUAGCAGCCAUAACCAUUUUCUUCAUAGUACUAUUCUCUCAGUACCUGAAGAAUGUGCCUGUUCCAGUGCCGACUUACAAGAGAAGCAGGAAAUGCCACUUCUCAAAGAUCUACCUCUUCCAGAUCUUCCCUGUGCUGCUUGGCCUCUCCAUUACAUGGCUGGUAUGUUUUGCUCUCACCGUCUCCAAUGUUUUCCCUUCGGAUCCUAAAGAUUACGGUUACGCAGCUCGGACAGAUAGCAAAGGCAAUGCUCUGUCUGAGGCACCUUGGUUUCGAUUUCCUUACCCAGGUCAAUGGGGAGUUCCCACUAUUAGUGUGGCUGGAGUAUUUGGCAUCAUCGCUGGAGUGAUCUCUUCCAUGGUGGAGUCAGUCGGAGAUUAUUAUGCCUGCGCACGUUUGUCUGGUGCUCCACCCCCUCCAAAGCAUGCUAUCAACCGUGGAAUUGGAGUUGAAGGGAUUGGCUGUCUUCUAGCAGGGGCUUGGGGAACAGGAAAUGGCACUACUUCUUACAGUGAAAACGUUGGUGCUUUGGGGAUCACCCGGGUUGGGAGUAGAAUUGUGAUUGUGGCUGGUGGCUGUGUCAUGCUUUUGACUGGCAUGUUCGGCAAAGUUGGAGCAGUGUUCGCUAGCAUUCCAACUCCUAUCAUUGGAGGGAUGUUCCUUGUGAUGUUUGGAGUUAUCACUGCUGUGGGGGUGUCCAAUCUACAGUAUGCAGACAUGAACUCUUCAAGAAACCUGUUCAUCUUUGGAUUUUCUAUAUAUGCGGGCUUGGCGAUUCCCCAUUGGGUAAAGAAUAAUACAGACGCGUUGAAAACAGGAAUUCUGCAGCUGGACCAAGUAAUCCAGGUGCUACUUACUACAGGAAUGUUUGUUGGGGGAUUCCUCGGCUUUUUCCUUGAUAACACUAUUCCAGGGAGCCAGGAAGAGCGGGGACUCUCGGCAUGGAAAGAAAGUUAUAAGGAGGAGUCCAGUGAGGCACUGUAUACCUCAGAUAUCUAUGAUCUUCCAUUUGGAAUAGGUUCCAAGUUCUGUGCUGCUAACUGGUUUCGGUACCUCCCAACAUGCCCCAAACGGCCCCCAGGACACAGGGCAAAUGAACACAACAGUCAUGCAUGGGAGAACAGCAAUAAAAUGAAUUCAGAAAAGGACACAGAAAUGAAUGUUGACACAAGGAUCUAAGACCACACCAGUAACAAACCUGGACUGCUAAUCUGCUGAAGCAGCAUUUUUCCUUUAGUUGGCUUUGGGUCUUUGGGCAGUGCUUAAAGCAAAACAUUGAUAAACAUCAUUCCUGCAGGUUAUUCCAUGGUCUGCCAUUGAGGUCACUGCAUGUUGAUUUCUUUGCAGCAAUAAGCCAGUUUGAGGAUUAGCUGGCAAAAAGAAAGAAUAGAGAACAAUGUUGAUGGAGGGCAGUUUAUUUAAUUUUGCCCUUCAUGGCUGUAGCCCUGAAAUUCUCUGUGUAGUCCUUGACCUCUUGAGUAAAUCGGAAAAGCUCAUGCCAAAGAAAGAAGCUACUGGCCCCGAGUCCCCUGAGACUGAGGUUUCACUUCUGUCUUACAGUGUCUCUAUCUGUUUGACUGAAUUGCGUAAUCUCGGUCUCAAUUCUUCCUUGGUUCCACACCUUUUAGCCUAGUUUUAGUCACUUUGUAAAGUCUUUGGGGGGAUAUGUUGGUCUGUAUUAUGAUUGCUAACCUUCAGGUGGUACCUGGGGAUCUCCUGGAAUUACAACAGAUCUUCAGGAGAUGAAGAUCAGUUCCUCUGGAGAAAAUGGCUGCUUUGGAGGGUGGACUCUAUGGCAUUAUACUUUGCUCAGGUCCCUCCUUCACUCUCCAGGCUUCACCUUCAAAAUCUCCAGGAAUUUCCCAGCCUGGAGCUGGCAACCCUAGUAUGUAUUCUACCACUCUACUCAGCGUCAUUUGAAACCGUCCUCCAACUUAUACCUCCGUCCAAAUUAAGUGGCUGAUCCUCUAGCAAGAGAGACCAUUAAUUGAAUUUCAGACUCUGCUGAGCAGAGUGGUGGAUACAGGCCAUGCGGCUUGAGUUACUUUCUGCAGGUCUCCUGAAUUAAACUGGGAUUUCCAGUUAUACGCAUGAUAUAAAAUUUAGUUCUAAGCUUCUUUCAGGAUUUUAUGAAAGCUGUACGCAAGAAUCCAAAAAGUGCUAUACACAACAGAAGAUUGCAUUACUAUAUCUUGUGCCUUGUAUUUUAAAUCUGUUUAAAAGGAAGGAAUAAAAUAAUGGAAACACUCAGAGACGCACAGGAUAUAUCAGAUAUAUCAGAAAGGACACUUCUUGGGCUUACUAUUGGUAUUAUCCAGAAGCACCUUCCAAGAUGCAUGGGAUCUUAAUGUGGGUAUGCAGGACACUCACGAUUUUUUAUUAACGUGCAAAAGGGCCAAGUCCCAUUCUGGUGAUUACUGGAAUUCUUUCUUUGGUUAUUCAAGGUAUGCAGUGGUUGUGCUAAAUUCCUAAGAAAAGUUUACAUGAUAGGAAUAAUACCUAAAUAAAAUCACACCUCAAGAAAAUGUUUAGGCCGUUCUCUAUUUCUUUAUGUAAAUCUCCUCUUCAUUUAAGGUAUGCCCCAAAUAUGUCACUUUUUUUUCUGGCAUGCUCAAGGCGAACAGGGAAAAUCUCCUCCUGAAGUCUGUGUUGACUCUUCCCACUUUCCUUGCACAUCAUUAUUUUCAUUUGCAGAGACCGUUUGUGGUCGCCCCAACCUUCAUUCACAGAUCCUGACAAAGUUUUGCUGAUCUUGCUCUUAAUUCCAGUGUUAGCAUCCAUGACACAAAUGUCACUCAUUUGGUAGACAGUUCAACAUUUGCUUACAUUAUAAUGCUUUAUAUUUUGUUGGGCAAAUAUUGUGCCUCCUACAUAUCUACAUUUUCCACUUCAUUCCAAAUGAGACUGCACUACAGAUCUACACAGGGGCAUUAUAAUAUCAGCUAUUUUAUUUUCAGUCUGUUUCCUAACAAUCCCCAGCAUGGUUUGCUUUUUUUGACCAUUGCAGCACACUGAGUUGACACUUUCAAUUGUGCUAUCCACUAAGGGCCAAACUACAAGUGAUGAAUGGCACUUGAAUGGCGAGUGUAUUCCUCUGUUCACUUGCCCUCCACUCAAUCCACUUGCCGUUCAAGUGUCAUUCAUCACUUGUAGCUUGGCCCUAAGUCUGCCAAGAAAAUGUGAUGUGACGUCCCCCCCCCCAUGGGUCAGUAAUGACUCGGUGCUUGACUACCUUUGCCUUUACCUUUA